CCCAGUAUCAAUUCGUACGUUCCCCAUAAUGUCUGCCAUAAUAGUGGAUACGUCGUGGUCGCCGUGUACGGAAGCAAAUCAGUAGAAGCAGGAAUUUAAAGGCUCAGUGCUCUAUGCAAUAGUGAAUGUAGCAAAAGAGAAAAGAAUAUAUAUAUAUAUACAUACAUAUAUCUAAGGAAAUAGAAAAGAAUGUACAAACUGCACCAAAAGUAGCGAAAAGCUUUGAGGAAAUCGUCUUGUUUUUCUACAAAAUUUUGCACAAUUUUUCUCGAAAUGUUCAGAGAAUGUCUAAAAAAAAAUUUAUAAAAAUCGAAAUCGAAAUAUGCUUAAAACGAAAAUCGCCAUAAAGUGCUCGUGUAUAGUGCGGAAAAUAGUGUAAGAAAAGUAAGCCAAAAGAGUGAUUACACAAGGGACCUUCAGUUAAAGCCGAAAAGGAAAGUGUGCCGGUAUAUGUACAAUAAAAGAACUGCAUGAAAGAAAAAAAUUAAUAAAUGUAAAAGUUUAAAAAAUAGUGUGAAUAAAUUUAUAAUACAACAACAAGCUUUAAUUAAGUGAAAUUACAACGCCGAAAACUUGUAUACGUAAAUGUAUUUGUUGUAAUUUGUAGUGAUGCGCUAUUGUGAUAAGAAUUUUCCCCAACCCUAAGCACAAAAAAUAAUUAUAAAAAUAUUCAAAAGCCAUAAAACAGCACAGACGAAAGUAUCACCUACAAUAAAAAGUAAAAAAAGAAAAAUAUAUAUAUAUAUGUAUAUAUUUAAUGUAGCAGUUACUUAUUAGACUUUAACGGUAACUUUUUUUUACUAAUUGGUCAGUCCGUGUAGAAAAAAAAACAAUUUCCAAAUUCCUGUAUCGAAAAGUAGUUUUUGACUUGUGUUCAUUUUUGGAAUUUGCUAAACUUUCGAAUAUGUUUUUUGUGAAAAUUGUGAUUUUGGAGCAACUCCAGUGAGUUAAAAGACCAAAAAACCCACAAAAAAAUAACAGCAGGUGUAAAUGCGACCAUAAAACCACAAUCCAAUCACCAAAAGCAUAAAUGAAUCUCUAAGAAAAAAAUCAUUCUGUCAAAUCUUUUGUGUACAAUAACAAAUACUUCUGUAUGCUGCACUGCCAACUAAUUGCGAAAAAUGAUUUUAAACUCCAAAGAAUUUCCACAAAUCCGUAUAUGUUAAGAGCAAAGCGAAAGUGAGGUCCAUACGUAAAGAAGCUCAAAUCCAAAUCCUCUAAAUUCAAUAAUAGCAACAACUGCAAAGCGUGUACCGAACAAUGGGUGUGACGGUGAUGCACAAUAAAAUACGUAAAAAUUCCUUUUUAUUACCAGAAACAAUAUCGAACAGUCAAAUGCGUUUAAUAGUUGUAGAAAUGCAUUAAUUUAACCUGAGAAUUUAAAUAAAUGAACUGUGAUUAUGAGUUCCACAAAAUCGCAAGUAGCAGUCGCUACAAAUAUUCCAAGUCUAUCAUCAUCAUCACAAACUCAAAAAGAGUACAGCACUGAAGAGUCUCUGGGUCGACAAAAUAGUUUUGGCAAUAAUCGCAGAGGUAACAUGAAAGGCAAGCAUUUGACGCGCAGCCACGCCAUGCGUGAGGCCACAUCGCCGCCGCGCACUCCGACACCUCGUGCCGAGCACGGACAGGUGUCACCGAAUGGUCAAUCGUCUAACAAUUACCAGCAACAGCAUCAUCAUCAGGCGCAGCAGCAACAGCAACAGCAUAUGGAUGGCAAUGAGAAUACACACAAUAAUAAUAGCAAUAGCAGCAAUAAUAAUAAUAACAACAACAGCAACAGCAACAAAUUGCAUGCACAAUCAAAUGCGGCGCGUGGCAAUUCACCGAUAAUCGAAGCGCCUGCCGUCAUAGUGACCAGCCAACAUAGCCAGCAACAACAGCAGCUCCAUCAGCAGCAACAACAACCGAACGUUGCGCUGUGCAAUGAAGCUGAGUUCCCCAAACUGACACCACCGAAAUCGACUAAAGGUGCUGGUGGCGGGGGAGGCAUCGCUGCUGGCGGCGGCCAAAGAAACAGCAAUAAUAAUAACAACAACAAUAGCAAUAAUAGCAACGGUGUAACCGAUGGCAACAACAAACUGGAAUAUAACAACAACAAUGGCAGAAAAAUUGCAAACAGCAACGCUAACGGCGGCGGCGGCGGCAGUACGUCCAGCCAAUAUGAUUCGGCCAAAAGCGCGGCCACAAACAAUAACAACAACAGCAACAACAAACAUCAGCAAUACAAUGCAAGCAACGCACUGCAUCAGGCGUUGAGCGUAGGCGAGAGCGCGGGGCGUGGCGGUGGCAGUGGUGGUGGCGGUGUUGUUAGCACAACGCUACACAAUUCCGGCAUGAACUAUCAGCUAAACGCCAACGAUAGUCAGCAGCAGUCGCAUCACCAGAUCGCCUACGACAAGGAGAAUCGCUGCCCACGCAAUGAUAGCCAGAAUAGCAGCAUAUCGAAUAUGCAUGAUGAUGAUCAACAACAACAACAGCAACAGCAGCAGCAGCAUUAUGAGCGACAGGGCGGCGGCAGCGGUGGAGGCGGCGGUGGCGGCAAGAAACACCGCACCAAUUCCAAUUCAAAAGGCAAUAAGCCGCGUUUGAAGAAUAUUGGUGGCUCCUCAUCGGGCAGCGUUGACGGCGGCAAUUCGAUUAGCAACAAUACAUCGGGAUUCAUAUCAAGAGUUUUCAACAACUCAGAGAACUCGAGCGAGCAAUUCACAGAUCAUGGUGGUACCGAUUUGUUCAGUUUCUUCAAAGAGACGCUCAAUAAGCAUCCAAAGGAUCGACAUUUUCUGCUCAAAGUGGAAAAAGACCUAACGGAAUUCGUGUUGGAAAAAAGUCGCGGUGAGUUGCGCUUCCCACCGGCUUCAUCGUACAACCGCAUGUUGAUACAUCGCACAGCGGCCUUCUUCGGCAUGGAACACAAUGUCGACACCGAAACGCAACAGUGCGUUAUUGUGGCAGCAACCAAAAACACGCGCAUACCAGAGAUACGCUUCAAGUCGCUGGUGCGCGAUCAUCGCGACGACACACGCAAAUCCAUACUGAAACGCGAUACGCACAGUUUCGAUGAGGCGCGUCAAAGCAGCUACUUAUGUCCCGAUCGCGGCAGCAUGCUCGACCGCAAAGCAAAGAGCUUUGAGGAGCGUGAGGAGGAUUAUGAGCGCGCGCGCAGUCGCAUUUUCAAUCGUAGUCAAAAUGACAGCGGCGAGGCCAUGGAUGAUGGCUACAUGAAUGUCAGCUGGACGCAAUCAGUGGAACAACAACAACAACAGCAGCAGCAGCAGCAACCACAACAUCGUCCACGUCCCAAUGGCAAGAUGAUGAAGAUGCAAAAUUCAAACGAACCACGUGAUGGUCGUGCCGGUGGCGGCGCAGUUCCCAAAUCACACAACUACAAUAAUUAUGGCGGUGGUUCGUCUCAAAGCGGUGGACCGCCUAUGAUGCGCGGCGACUCAGCAAACUCGGGAAAAAAUGGCGGUGGUGGCGCGCGUUCCUUCUCCAAACAGGAUUCGGCUGGCAGUACAAAUACGCCAUGGCGUCUGUCACCAUCCAGCAGCGGUUAUAAAACUCAAACACAAUCGUUGUAUUCCGAUUCGGUAACACCUUCACCAAAUGGUUAUUGUAGUGAGGAUCAAGCCACGGAGCCGUACAUAUUAACAACGGACAGAAUGACAGUGUGUCAUCUGCAAUCGCCAGUUCACCAUAUACCGCCACAUCUGCAUCUACAACCGACGUUAUUAUGCGGUGCUGGCGUUAUGACGCCGCAUUGCGCUGACGCUGCGUUGACACCAACGCCGACGCCAUCAAUGGAAGACGGCGUGCCGCUGCCCGGUCAUGGUCUGGUGUGGGCCGUAACCGACAUUACGAGUGUGCCCAAGGGCAGCGUGCUAAUCAAUCCGCAAACAUUGCAACCUUUUGUUAACCAAGACGGUUCAAUUUAUCACUUUGACCCGUCCAAUCUGCCACCCAACCAACAGGCCACAUACCAUCCAAAUCAGGGUAAUAACACCGCCAACUAUGCACAACAACAAUCGCCGCAACAGUUGCCACAACAACAACAACAACAAGUGCAGGAUAGCACUACAAAGAAGAAUAAAAGCACACAACAAAUGUCCACACCAUCACCAGCAGAAUCGCCAGCAGCUACGCCAACGCCACAAACGCAGACGCAUUGCAAGAGCGUUGCCUGCAAUGAAAACGCUGCCACCAUACCAUUAGCCGAGUCUGUGGCUGAAUCCUCCACACAAACGGUGGCCAUGUGCGGCGAUGUCAACUGCGACGACAUGGGCUUGGAAAUGGCGAUCAACGCCACCGAAGAAGCAUCCACUCAAUCGGGUGCUGAUGAAUGUGACAACACUUCGACCACGGGUUGUUUGAGCAUCACCACCACAACUUCCACCAAAAGUUAUGACCGAAUUGAAGUGCAAAAGUUCAAAAACCAAGCCACGAGCCCGAAUAUACCAGCGGAAAAGGAUGAGCUGCCGAAGCGUGAGAAUACAACCACUUUGGAUGCGCCAAGUGUGCGUGAACAGCAGCCGGUAACGGUAACACAGCCACCAGCACAACCACCACCACCCAGUCAAACGCCAACGAGUAGCGUAAACGUGCAGUUACACCGUGAGACGCCACAUUCUGCGCGCUCAACUCCCUUCAGUAACAGCGAGUCGACACAUGCGAAAAAUCGCGCUUCCGAAGAACCUAAACCCACAACGUGGACAUACACGCAAAGCUACCAGGCACCCGAUGGUUCCACAGUCUUUCACACCACCACCACACCAAGUGGUACGCCGUACUGCACCACGACAUAUCAGCAAGGGCCUGAUGGUAGCGUUUAUGCCAUUCCACAAGGCAUGGUCUAUGCCUAUCCACCGCCAGUUGUAAGCCACGCCCCACAGAAACAGUUGAAAUGUCAAUUCAAUUCGUUGUCUGUUUUACAGGAGGGCGAAGUGCAGAGCUAUUUUAUGCCUGUAUUUGAUCCAAAUCAACCGCGCACCGAUGCCACCGGUCUUAUACCAGCUGGAGCACAGGCCAUAUAUCAGCCUGCACCCGCAGCAGGCAGUACAGCUACAAUGGUACCCGUCGCAGCCGCCUAUCCGACCGCACAAUUCGCCACGGCCAACGGUACGCCUAUCUACCCAGGUCAAUUGAUAUAUUCAAGUGAUCAAUUUGUAACGGGCGCAGCAACAGUCGCUGCCGCAGCACCGGCGAAUGGUCAACUGCAACAGAUACCGAUGACCACCUAUCCAAUCGGACAUCCAUAUGGCUAUAAUAGCUACUGGGGUCAACCGAUGACAUACUACGUGCCACAGCAAGCGCUUACGAACGCUGUCGCAGCAACGCCACUCCUACCAGCACCGCCACAGCCACAACCCCCUACAACAGCAACCGCCCAACCCGUGGCCGGACCACACAUCACUAGCGGUAUCAACAUCGCUAAUGGCCUUGUAGCAGCUACGGCGGCGGCUGGACCGUCGUCGAACAACACCGUUGGGGCUUUAGGCAGUGGCAAUGUUGGCGUUAGUGGCCAUCACGUUGUUAACACCACGGCAGCCACGAACAGCUAUCAAACACACAGCGGUACAACGUAUUUCGGUACGGGGCGUGUAAAGCGGCCGACAUCUUCGCAUUACACUAAUCAUCAGAGCAGCGGUCAUCAGCUGGUAACGGCAGCCAUCCCAAGCAACGGCAGUGCAACUACCACAUAUCAAUUGGGACACGCAGUCCCCACACUCACGCUGGCGCCGGCACCAGGUAGUGCAGCAGCCGCAGCGGCAGCUGCAGCAGCAGCAGUAGCUGUGAAUACAACAACCGAUCUCAACGUUGGCAAUGGAGCGGCUCCAGCCACAGCCAUGUAUACGCUGCCUCAACAUGCGGCCCUACUGCAUGCGAACAUCUUUCCCUAUGCGCCUGCCACUGCUGCGGCCGCUGGCACACCACCAGUGCACGCACCUGGCGCCCCACCAACGGUUGCGCCACAAAUAGCUGCGGCCGGCAUGGCUGGCGCUGCAGCUCAUGCACAACAAACAAAUGCUGUGAUCACACCAUUCUAUGCUCAUCACCCGCCCAUUACAGCUGCCGCACAUCCCACACACGGCAGCUCCACCGUACACACGCCUGGACCAGCUGCCAUACCGAUUGUCGACCCCAGCACACUGACGGCCAUCUCGCAUCCAACACCAACCGGUGCAAACAGUUCAAACAAUGUGACGCCCGCCUACAGCGGCGGUGGUAGCGCUUCACAGUCAGCGCCCAGCACGCCACACUCUGUACCUACUCAAACCGCACAGCGCAAUCCGCCACUCUUCUCCACACCGCCCAUCAUGAACUCAAAUGGCGGCAACAACAAUGGUGGCUACAGUGGCAGUUCCACACCGCAAUACUAUACUGUCAGCGGCGGUGCAGAUGGUGGCGCAACGCUUAUAAGCAGUCCACAUGGCCACUCGUACGUGCAACACGAAAAGCGCAACAACAAUUCGAAUAUGAGUGGCAGCAAAAAACCGCCAGCGUAUCCAAGCAAUUCAUUGAGUCGUCAGAGCUCAACGUCCUACAAUGGCACCGCAAAUGGCAAACCACCUUUAUUGGGCGGCAAUAACGAUACGCGUGCCUCACCGAAUAGUGGCUACCAAGGCUCGCGUCCACAUGGCAUGAAUAAACGCGGUGGCGGCGGUGAUAAGCCACAAACGCCAUUGCUCAGCGGUCCACCCAGUUACGGCAGCGGACCGAGCAUGUCUGCCGUAAACAGCAACAACAGCGGAUACCACGUACACCACAGCAACUCACCAUCUGAUGCCAAGCCACCAAUUCGCUUGAAUGCCGGCGCAGCCACAUUCCGUCAGAAGGGCAGCGGUGGUGGUGUCGCCUUUGAAUACAGGCGCAGCGCUUCACAACGCAAUUCACCAGGCACUGGCAACUCCAGCAGCAACGACAAUAGCAACAAUACAUCGCCGAAUAGUAUAGUCGGUUCAAGUGGCGGUGGUGGUGCUAACACGCCCAAUUGCUAUGCCGCCCCAGCAACAAGCGGCUACAUAAACGCUGGCAUCGGCAUAGCCAGCGGCGGUAUGGUCGGUGGUGGUGAUCAUCAGACAGUUGCGACUGCUACUGGCACACCACUGUACAUUACACCAGCGCGUGGCGCACACAUUCCACCACAACUGCAACACGGCGGUAUGGUGGCGGCCGCCGCUGCUGCUGGCGGCACGGCAGCCGGUCUCGCGGGCACUCAACAAGCCACCACAGCAGCGGUGUUAGGUGGUGCUGCUGCGGCGGAGGUGGCGAAUGCGGCUGCUGCCGCCGUGGCGGCGACCGUCGCGCAUCACCAGCCGUUAUUGAGCGCUUAUCAACCAGGUGCAUCGGGUGUCUACAUAAAAUACGGCCAAACGUAUUAUGCACAUCCCUCAGUUGCCCUACCGAAUAGUCGUCGAUCGCCCUCGACCGAGUUGCGGCCUGCAAUGGCGCCCGUAGCUGGCAUGUAUCCAACCAUGAUGAUACCAGCUGCUCCACGGCACACGCAAGGACGUCAUCCGAAUCCAAACUACAAAGGCAACCGGCCACGCUAGACACAGCGCUGAAGGCAAGAAACUGUCACAACAACAGAAAAAAAGCAGAAAAUCAGUGCAAGCAUGGUGGCCAACGCUGCAAGCUGCUGAACUGGAGGGAUAUAUGAAAACGAUGACGCUAUACCAAAACCUAAAAAUAAGUUUAAGCUAAAAAAAAAGUACCCUAACCUAGUAAAACAUAUGCGUAGAUAAACAAUAAUUUAAACAUAAAUGAGCAUAUUAGUGAAAAACAAAGACAUAAAACAAAGUAAUAUACAUACAGUAGCAGCAAUUAUGAAAGGGAAUAGGAAACUAAAAAUCGGCAAUUCAUGACUACACAUACAACAACAAAAUGAAAGAUAGCUGCAAUAAAACAUAAAAGCGAAAUUUUGAAAAAUAUUUUCCGGGCCAUUUUACAAAAAGCAAACAAAACAAAAUCGAAAACAAUCACAUACACAAUUUUGGCAUACAUAUACAAAGAGGAAAUUUUCGAAAAGUAACACAAAAAGACAAACUUCAAUAACAAAUAGCCAAUUCAAAAGCAUUGCAUCAUACAAACUAAGAAUCUUCCACAAGCAUAACGGUAAAGAAUUCGAAAUGGAGUACAUCGUAUACUGAAAUAUGUCGUGCCAUUGCUGAAAGAUGCAAAAAAUAUAUUAAAAAAUACAUACAUACAUACAUAGAUAAAAGGAAAAACGAUUACAAAGUAAAAACACGAAAUCAUAGCUAAAAACAAAAACAAAAAAAGAAAAUGAAAAUGACACACAUAAAAAGAGACUGACUUAAGUUGCAAAUUGGCAGCGCGCGUUCUUUCGGUCUUUCGAGGGGAGUGUGUGUAGGGUGAAUUUAAGCGUGAAGAACUUCAAAUUUGCACAUAUGAUUUUCAAAACAAAAAAAAAAUAUAUAAUUAUUUUUUCAUGUCCAAACUCUGUUUCGUUAUAUUAUUUUUAUUUUUGCUAUAUUUUAUAUCUUGUAAAUGGAUUAAUAUUAAUUUUUUUUGUUUUUUUUUUUGAUUUCGUUAAAUUCGAAAGUAAAAUUUAACUUUGCUCACAGCAUGUCCUUAAAAAGUAAACAAAAAUCCCUUAAAAAUUACUUGAAUUUUAAGUUUUUGAAAUAAUACUAAUCGCAGAUUUCCCAAACGCAUCCAAUACACGAAGGCAACCGAGUGUGCAUGCACUGUAAACGACGCCAAUACAACUGCAGCAGUCAGUCAAACAGUCAGUGUCUUUUUAAACAAUAUAUAUUCAUUUAUAUAUACACGAUAAAGUAAUAAUAAUUUUAUAGUAUGUAAACAAUUUUACUAUACAUAAUAAUAAUCCUAAAGGUAGAAUUAUAUAAAAGAAGAAGCAGUGUAAACACCUAGUAAAUAAUGAAAGACGAAAACGUGUACUAAAUUAAACUUAAAACGAAGCAAAAAACUGUAAUUCAUAAAUCUGCAUUCAUAGCAUAUAUGUAUGUACAUAAAUCGGCUGACUAUUACUACUAUUACUACACACACACACACCACAAACAAAAUUCACAAUUUUCUACGACACACUCAAACAAAUCAAAAUCGAAACCUUCUAUUAAAAACCAUUGAAUUAAAUUUGCAAAAUAUUAAAAUCAAUACUUCACCACAACUACAGCGCAGUACAGGGUGCGUGCAUAGCCUGUACAAGUAGUGCGUGGGCGUUGUCUGUAACGGUUUGUAAGUUGUACGAAAGCUUUAAUAAAUGUACAGUAAACGCGUUGAGAACAAUAAAUUCGAUUCAAAACAAAAUUACUAGCUUAUAGAUUGUUUUCUAACUAAAAAUAUAUUAUUAUUAAGAAUUUUACACAUCUGGCAAAUGGGAAACGAAAAAAACGUAAACUUUGAAAGUUAUAUUUAUUAAAUUAAAAAAAAAAAUGUAUGCAAAUUCUAAAAAUGUUUCAUAGUUUCGAAAACAAAAAUUGGUAUACUAUAUUUAGAAUAACUGCCGCCCGCAUGGGUAACGUCUGCCAAAUUUUAAACGCCCGAAAGUGCGCUGCGGAUGUGGAAACAAUUGUUUUUUGUUUUGCUUUAUUGUUUU
Bactrocera oleae (olive fruit fly) is the source of this 9574-nucleotide messenger RNA. It is a transcript of the gene enc, whose product is annotated as R3H domain containing protein encore. Gene Ontology annotation, molecular function: nucleic acid binding. The record is from RefSeq and is a predicted model, not a curated record. Lineage: Eukaryota; Metazoa; Arthropoda; Insecta; Diptera; Tephritidae.